Molecule: messenger RNA, 1551 nt
Organism: Miscanthus lutarioriparius
Lineage: Eukaryota; Viridiplantae; Streptophyta; Magnoliopsida; Poales; Poaceae
Source: the annotation of a GenBank genome assembly
AUGGCCACCUACCACUCCACGCUACCCGCUGCUCCUAAACCUGCAUUCUUCUUGUCCAACUCUCUCUCCAAUCAGACCUUCCUCAAUAUCAGCUUGGGAAGGGCAAGUCCUAGCCAUGUCAGCUCGGUGAAGGCUGCCGCUGGAGAAUGCUGGACGAAGCAUCCUGCAUGGAGCAAUGUCCGGCAAGAACGGUGGGAGGGUCAUUUGGCCGUGGAUGGACACCGUCUCCCUACCUGGCUGAAUGGCACGUACCUAAGGAACGGGCCAGGUCUCUGGGACGUCGGCGAGCACUCGUCGGACCACAUAUUCGACGGGUACGCCACACUGGUGCGCAUCUCCUUCCGGCGAGGACGCGCCACCGGCGCACAUCGUCAGGUCGAGUCGGACGCGUACAAAGCUGCCAUGGCGCACGGCCGGCCUCUCCACCGGGAGUUCUCCCAACUGUGUCGUCCCUCCUCCAAGCAGCAGCCUGGGGGGAGCCUGCUCGAUCGCGUGUGCAACGUCGUCGGCCUCGGAAGUGGCGCUUUGCUCUCCGACAACGCUAACAUCUCCGUGCUGCCGCUCGGUGAUGGCCGGGUGAUGUGCCUCACUGAGACCACCAAGAGCUCCCUUCUGAUAGACCCGGAGACUCUCGACACGAUCGGCAAGUUUCGGUACGCGGAUAGGCUAUGGGGUUUGCUACAGACCACGCACCCGGUUGUGACAGGGGCCGAGUUGUUGACGCUGCUCCCGGACAUGGUCAUCCGCCGUGGCCAUCGUGUCGUCAGGAUGGCAGCCGGGAGCAACGAUUGGAAAGUGAUCGGGAGAGUGCACUGCCGGGGAGCAGGGCACGCACCACCGGGAUGGGUGCAUUCGUUCGCCGUCACGGACAAGUACAUCGUCGUGCCGGAGAUGCCACUGCGCUACUCCCUUACAGGCGUUCUCAAGUCUCAGCUCACACCUUGGUAUAUCUUCGACUGGCUACCGGAGUCUGGGAGCUACAUGCACGUCGUAUGCAGGUUCACCGGAAAGACCGUGGCGAGCGUGGAGGUUCCUCCGUUCAUGGCAUUACACUUCAUUAACGCAUACGAACAGAGAGAUGCGAUCAUCGCUGACUGCUGCGAGGUUGCCCGGUUCAGGAUACCACUGGAUGGUGGAACCAUGGCCAUGGGCGAGCUGGAGACUGUGCUGGACCCUGAGGUGCAUGGCCGGGGAGUGGAGAUGCCUUCCAUCCAUCCGGCUUACCAGGGUAAGGACUACCGUUAUGUUUAUGCUUGCGGCGCGCGACGGCCAUGCAAUUUCUUCAACUGCCUCACCAAGAUCGACCUUGUGGAGAAAGAGGCCAAGAACUGGCACGAGCUGGGCUCUGUGCCAUCAGAACCCUUGUUUGUGGCGAGGCCAGGGGGAACUGAUGAAGAUGACGGGGUUGUGAUAUCCAUUGUAAGCACCAUGGAAGGUGAUGGGUAUGCGCUCCUGCUGGACGCCGUGACUUUUGAAGAAAUUGCUCGAGUAAGGCUCCCUUACGGCCUACCAUACGGCUUCCACGGCUGCUGGAUUCCAGAGAAUAUAUGA